AGAAACGCUGCAAACAAAAAAGAAAACGCGCUGCAAACAAAACAGAAAUGCUGCAAACAAAAAAGGAAACACUACAAACAAGUAAUGAAAGCCUGAGGGCGCAUUUCAUAUUCAUGACAAGAGAGGGAAUUGGUUUUCAAAAAUGGCGAAUUUAUAGUAGGAGAGAGCAAACUAGUCCUAAAUUAAAACUGAGAUCAAGAAGUAAAAGUGAUGCAUUAUUGUAGAUUUUGUGGUAUAGAGCUGUCUACAACAAGUGUUUGUGAAAAAUGUGCUUUUGAUAUGGAUGUCAACAAGGCAAUAACAAAUUAUUUUCAUCGAGGAUAUCCUUAUCAAGUUAUUGUCAGCAUCUUAGAUAAGCAAAUGGGCAUUACAAUGUGUGUUAGAACCCUUAAAAGAAGACUUCAAAACCUUGGUUUAAGACGUGAAGGUAAUGUUCAAGGAACAGACGAAGAGCGACUCAAAGCUGUAGUUCAGGAAGAAAUGAAAUGACCUGGAAUGUUAGCUGGUUACAGAACCAUUUGGCAUGCACUGCGAUUACGUCAUGGUAUUCAUGUACCAUGCAGUCUAGUUGCACAAAUUAUGAAACGGAUAGACCCUGCUGGUGUUGAGUUGAGGAAAAAACGACGACUAAGAAGACAUACUUUUUUUUCUCCCGGUCCCAAUGCCUCCUGGCACAUGGAUGUUUUUGUUUUCUUUAUUAAAAGGGUAUGACAAGCUCAAGCCAUAUGGUUUUCCUAUUCAUGGGGCCAUCGGUGGGUUUAGUAGGCGGAUACUAUGGCUUGAUGUUGUCAAGUCGAACAAUAAUCCAAGAGUACCAGGUAAACUGUUGCUAGAAUAUGUCAAAGAAGUGGGGGGUUGCCCUCUGUUACUUGUUUCAGACUGUGGGACAGAAAAUGGUGUUGCAGCAGCUAUGCAAUGCACUUUUCGUUCUGGUAGUCUAGAUGAUCAAGCUGGAGAGAGUUCUCAUAGGUACUGCUCAUCACCAUCUAAUCAACGUAUAGAAGGAUGGUGGUCAUUUUUAAGGCACAAUCGAUCUAGUUGGUGGAUGGAUUUAUUCAAGGAUAUGGUAGAACAUGGAACCUUGCAUCUAGGAAAUAUUCUUCACAUGGAGUGUUUAUGGUUCUGUUUUCCAAAGAUUUUACAAGAUGAUUUGAACAAAGUAAGAGAUCAUUGGAAUAGUCACAGAAUAACAAAGUCAAGGCACAGCACAGUUGAAGGUGUUCCAGAUGUUAUGUAUUACCUGCCAGAGUACUACAGCAUGGAGGAGUGUUUAAAUCCUGUAUCAAUUCAACAAACAAUUGAAAUGGAGCAGCAUUGUGAACUUGUUGAAGAGGAAAGUGAAUAUCAAGAAUAUUUUGAGUUCAUUAUGGAUAUUGAGGGUUUAAAUUACCCAUCCACCGUAGAGUUUUCAAAGAGUUACUGACCUAAAUUGAACAUUUACCUCUUUGCAAAAGCACUAUGAUAAUUUUACAUGUACCGGUAUUAUUGAUUUUGUGGAGUCUUUUCAAAUAAAAGCCAGCUUUUUCUCAUCCA
Messenger RNA from Anneissia japonica, 1533 nucleotides. RefSeq lists its product as uncharacterized. The transcript is spliced from 2 exons. Lineage: Eukaryota; Metazoa; Echinodermata; Crinoidea; Comatulida; Comatulidae. The record is from RefSeq and is a predicted model, not a curated record. Bases 662 to 1423 code for a protein of 253 amino acids.